AUGGGCUGCAACAACGGUAAGCAACAUGAUGAGAAGGGAAAUAAUAAGAAACAAUCAACUAUUCAAAAAGUAUUACGUUUUCAAUCACGUCGAAAGUCCAAUCCACCACGGCCAGUAAGUUAUGCAGGAAUAGAUCAACAUCAUGAACAACAUCAUGUUUCAACUCGACCUUUAUCUAUGUUUGAUGCUCUACCAACACAUGAUUUAGAAAUAAAAACAUCAAAUUAUGAUGUAGAUAAUCAACAUCAGACAAUGCCCGAGAGAAACAUAUUGUCUCAUUUGACAUCAAGACAAUUAUCUGAAACAACAGAAUCAAUAAUAUCAGUUAAUUCUUUCGAUCAGACAACUGCCAUUGCACGCUAUGAGCAACCAUAUCAAAAAGACGGCGAUUUAUUUAUUAUCGACAAAUCGAAUGAAACUUUAAUAGAAAACAAUCAAAAUGAUACUAAUUCAUAUGAUGAAAAUGAUUGGAAAUAUUAUACACCAUUAACACUUGAAAAAAUUCGUACAAUACCUAUACUAAAAGAUAUAGUAUAUCAUUAUAUUAAUAAUGAAUUUUUUCAUAUAUUAAACCGUUUACUUCGACUUGAAAAAAAUGACGAAAAUGAAGAAUUUCUCGAAUGGUUUUUUGAUGAACUUGAAUAUUUAAUGCAUUCAUUAGAUGAUAAUAAUCAAUAUGAACAUAAGUCUUUACUUUUAAGUGCAAUAGAGCAAGAUCGUUAUGAUUGUAUGAAAUAUCUUUUAGAACGUCAAUUAUUGACAAGUAAACUUGAUAUAAAUAUAACAAAUGAUCAAGGUCGUCAUUGUUUAUUAAUGCUUGCACAUAGAAAUAGUCCGAUUGAUUCAAUAAAAUAUUUAUUAACUCGUCAUCUAGCAUGUCUGGAUACAAAUAAACUCGAUCUAAAUGCAUUUAGUUCCUUACACCAUGCAUGCCGACAUUUUAAUUUACCUCUAUGUGAAUUAUUACUUCCACAUACAAAUAAAAAAUUAUUACAAAUGGAAAACUCUGAAUUACGUACACCACUUGAUUAUUGGAUUGAAUGUUUAUGUUCAUUAAAAAAAUUAAAACCAACAAACAUUCAUCCUCAGUCCGGUACAUUAUGUCUCGAUUAUUUACUUAAUGAUGCUGAUUAUCAUUGUAGUAUUUUAUUUUUUCAAAAACUUAUUAGUCAUGGUGGACAAUUAACAAAAAUUCCAUUACGUUAUAUACGUUCGGUUUUACCACAUUUAACAUUUGAACAAAAAUUAUCAUAUGUCGAUCAUCAUGUUAAUCUUUGUUGUACUUUAUAUAAAAAUCGUUUAUCAACAUUAAUACGUGAUUAUGAUAAUUUAAAAAUCAGUAUACAAGCAGGAGACAUUUUAACAGAAUUUAUUUAUGCAUUAGGUAUUGUACAACUUGAAGUACAAACUCGUUUAGCAGCACAUGCUUAUUCAAGUGUUUAUGAAACAGCAAUACAACAUAUUUAUCGUGAAAAUAAUUUAGAAAAUUCUAAUAAUCAAUUAAGAAUAAAAGAACAGAAUACUUUACAAUCAACUAUGCGUAUGCUUUAUUUUAAAUUUUUUCGUUUAUUUCAAUGUAUUUAUAAUAAUCCAGAUGUUAAUGUAAAAAAUUUUCAUUUUGAACAUAUAUUUCGUCGUGUUUGGGUUUAUUGGAAAGAACCUGUGAAAGCAUUUAUUGUACAAUGUAAAGAAAAAAAUUCAUCAUUAAAAUCUCUUUGUCGAAUAUUAUUAUUUAAACGUUUAAUUAAUUAUCCAGCUGAUAUUCAAAAUUUACCAAUUAAUUUAUCUUUAAAACAAUUCGUUGCAUUUGAUAAUCCGUUUUUUGUUGUUGAAAAAAAAUAUUAA
Molecule: messenger RNA, 1845 nt
Organism: Rotaria sp. Silwood1
Lineage: Eukaryota; Metazoa; Rotifera; Eurotatoria; Philodinida; Philodinidae
Source: the annotation of a GenBank genome assembly